AUGGUGGUGUGCUUCUGCACAGGGAACCUGGUGGCCUUUGUGUGCCUCAUCCCAGCUCUCAUCUUCUCCCUCUCUUCUGGCUGUGCCAGUAAUUCCGGAGACUAUGAGACAGCUGCAACGUAUGGAAAGGCUUCCUGUUGCUGUUUGCUGUUCUCCGUGACCAUCUACAUGAUAGCUGUACUGGUCGCCAUCAUCUUUGUCAUCCUAAUCUUCACCACGGGGCUCGCGUUUCUUGGUAUCGCAAAAGAAGAAGUGGCAUGA
This is a messenger RNA of Geodia barretti, 261 nucleotides long. The record is from the annotation of a GenBank genome assembly. NCBI's taxonomy places the organism in Eukaryota, Metazoa, Porifera, Demospongiae, Tetractinellida, Geodiidae.